AUGGUGCUGCUCAGGAGGAACGAGCCCAAGCUCAUCCCUGGAGUCUUGCUGCUUAUAUCUCUGGUGUUGAUAUUGCAGGCUGCAGAGAGUGCAGCUGGGAGCUCAUCAUCUUCUUGCUCUUGUCAUCUGCAUGGAGGAGCUGCAGUGAGGCUGCUUCAAGGGAGAAGAAUGCUAGCGGGUCGUCAUGCCGAGGUGCUUGCGAAGGGAUUACUGGAGCACGUCAACAAGGGAGGUGGAGACGCGAUUGGCGAGGAGGAGAAGAGGGAGGUCAUCACUGGGCCUAAUCCACUUCACAACAGAAGAUAG
Miscanthus lutarioriparius is the source of this 306-nucleotide messenger RNA. NCBI's taxonomy places the organism in Eukaryota, Viridiplantae, Streptophyta, Magnoliopsida, Poales, Poaceae. The record is from the annotation of a GenBank genome assembly.